GAUGUAUGUACUAAAGUGGUCCAGGACUUGGUCUUGACUAAUUUUUACCCUUCUUUGUGAUGCCUGUUUUCACAGAAGUGCUGAGGAGGAAGAAAACCAGAGUAAGACAUUAACUCAGAUAUGUGAGUGAUUGUAGAAAGCUAUUCACAAUUGUGUGUGCGUGGGUCAUCAUGUGUGUCUCAGCUGCAGCAGUGCUGUGCAGACUUUGAUCAUAGGCGAGUUCGAGUCAAAGUCAAAGAUUUCUUCACUCAUCCCUCAGUGUUUUGAUGAUAAUAGCUGAGGAGGUACCAUAGAAUUCUCUCUGAACUGACAACUGUGAGCUGUGAGAGGGCCUGCUGGGAUGUCAGUGUCCAGCUUAGUGCCCUGGCUUGUGGUCCUGCUCCUCCAACUUUGGGGAGCACACACACUGCCCCCUACGCCAGCAUGUCUAACCCCCUGCUUAUGCCAAAGCACUCCACUCCUAAACUGCUCCUCAUCUGGCCUAUCUGAGGCUCCAUCGCAGAUCCCAGUAACUGCCACGGCCCUGGACCUAUCCCAUAAUGCUCUACAGUCUCUGGUUCCUCUUGGUUCUGGUCGCGCCCGUUUGAGAGGGCUUCAGCAUCUCUGGGUGGGAGAUAAUGCACUGGAGACUCUGUCACUGUGUUUGGGGAAAGGUGUGAAAGGCACCAAGACCCUUACAGGAAGGAGAGAGCGCUGUGUGACGUGGGCACCUGAUCUUCAGCUGCUGUCCGCUGAGAGGAACCAGCUAAAACGAAUACCAGGAGGACUCGGCAGUAUAAAAUCAUUGCAGGUGCUUCAGCUCUCCCAUAACAGAAUCUCUGAACUUGGUCCUGCUGACUUGGUUGGGUGUACUGACCUGAAAGAAGUUCACCUCCAGCAUAACCUCAUCAACACUGUCCACCCACAGGCCUUUAAGGACCUGCCCAGUUUACAGGUCCUUGACCUGAGCUAUAACCUGUUGACCAUCAUACCUCUGCCAGCUUACUUGUCUCUACGGAACUUGAAUACAUUUGUGGCCAUUUCUGGAAAUAGGUGGAGGUGUGAUUGUAACUUAAAGACAAUAAGGAGAUGGCUAAGCUUCGACAAUGAACUGGGUAAUCCAGGAUGGAAAGUGGUGUGUUUCUCUCCACCUCAUUAUGCUGGAAAUGAUCUGCUACAUCUGGAGGAAUCUGAUCUUACCUGUCCACUGCCUGUAUACAGCACACCAGGCCUUGCUAAGGAGGUGACAGUGGAUGAGGGGACAGAAUUAUUGCUUUCCUGUGCAACACAAGACUUCAUGCAGUCUCGUUGGUGGACACCUCAUGGCCAAGUCUCUGAAAAUCAACAAGUACUUCUCAUCAGCAAUGUCACAGAGCAGGAUGCAGGACUUUAUGUCUGUGUCUCAGGAUUUCAGGAAGAGCAUGUAUCAAUAUUUAAUCUACAUGUUCAUAAAAGAUUUCAUGACACAAGGCUGCGACGAGAAGCCCAGAAUAUUUUGGAUGACCUUACCAGAGAAGGAAGCCUGAAUGUGCAGAGAAAUGUGCGAGCUGUGCCUCAGCAAGACUUUGUAUUAGCUGUCUGCCUUUCUGUCUUCAUUACAUUCAUCGUGGCCUUUGUCGUUGGUGUUCUGGUAAGGCCACUUCUGGAUAAAUUAUGCAAGAAAAUUCGAUCUAAGAGGGAUACUGCAUCAUCGUCUACAAACUCACAGACGUCCUCCACUCGGCAAAGGCCAUACGUGAAUGAAGGCUAUUCUGAUACAGAUGAACAUGUGCAAGAAGUGCGAGUGGGAUCAAGAGUGACAUUUGGUGGGGUCACAGAAGUAAAUGACUGUGGGGGAAAUAUUCCUUAUUAUGUCACUGUAGAAGAUGCCAAGUCAGACAGCUCUUCUGAGAAUAAUACAGAUGUUGAGGUAUCAUAUGAGAACACACAGGGGAAUAAAUUCUUGACUGUCAAUGUUGAAAACCAUUGUGUUGAGAUGGAAGAUCUGAAGAGCAGAGAAGGCGGCCAUCCCAGCAGCUCACUACAAGUCAGCAAAGAAGUACCUUUGAGAAAAGAGAACAAAAAAACAUCAGAACCUAAACCAGCUUGUGGGUACCCAAAUGCUGAAUCUACCAAAAUCAUGGAGUUUGAGCCCAUUCCAGACCAAGAGGACACCACAGAGUUAGAAGAGAGGAGCAUUUCACCCGUAUCAUCUCACUCAGAAUUGCCACAAGAACUAGAGUCUUAUGAAGUAAAAGAGUCAAUUGAGCAAAGUGUAGAUCCUCCUGUAGCCACUGUACAUGAAGAAAAAGAAGGCAACACAGGCCAGGAGCCAACAAUACCAGGAUUUACAACUGACCCACUGUUUGAUCUGAAGGAACAGAAUGUGGAUGACCUGGACCCAGAUUUAUGGAAUGAUAGUGGGGAGAGUUUUUCAUUCACUGAUGAAUCUCCAAGGUCAAGCAGCCGAGUAACACAACGUGCUGUUCUUGAUUAUCCACUUUUUGAAAAGGAAAUGUCUGUGGAUAAGUCUGAUAAACUGAGUUCCUGCAACUCAAGUGAAAGUGGUCUGACUGAAGAAGAACAAACAGAAUACACUGUAAACCCAGAGGAAGAUGAAGAAUCAGAAACCUAUGGUCCACACUCAGGAAAUGAAGACCUCAGUGGAAACAAGCUCUCCACUCUGGAGCAAGAUGCUUUAACUGAUGAGCCAAGCGCAGCAUGGAUGUACACCUGUGGUAGAGGCAGGAUGUGA
Colossoma macropomum (tambaqui) is the source of this 2713-nucleotide messenger RNA. RefSeq lists its product as uncharacterized. Bases 341 to 2713 code for a protein of 790 amino acids. Lineage: Eukaryota; Metazoa; Chordata; Actinopteri; Characiformes; Serrasalmidae. The record is from RefSeq and is a predicted model, not a curated record. The transcript has 6 exons. Gene Ontology annotation, cellular component: plasma membrane. Gene Ontology annotation, molecular function: protein binding.